GACCACAUGUCAGAUUUUUGUGUGGGUGUCAGGAGCGUAUUGCCACCUAAGAGUGUUCAUGUAUCAUAACUCAUUUUUUAUAUUCUUCUAAACAUGUUCGCGAAAAAUUUCUAAGUCCAGUGGCUUUUCUUCUUAAUUCCAAUUUUUCAGAGGGGAAUAAAGAAGAAUCAAGAACAAUCACAAAGUGAGGGUUCUCUUUCCUUCCUCCGCUUUCUCUCACACUCUGCUCUUUUGAAUCGCUCAACUUCAUCAUCGACGGCACUUGAAGUUCAAACACACCAAUCAUCAACAUCAACAUCAACAUGCUUCCUCUUUCUCUUCUUAAGACUGCACAAGGCCACCCUAUGUUGGUGGAGCUGAAAAAUGGAGAGACAUAUAACGGGCAUUUGGUUAAUUGUGAUACAUGGAUGAACAUUCAUCUCCGAGAAGUUAUUUGUACCUCUAAAGAUGGAGAUAGAUUUUGGCGGAUGCCUGAAUGCUACAUACGAGGAAAUACGAUCAAGUACCUUCGAGUUCCUGAUGAGGUUAUUGACAAAGUUCAGGAAGAAAAGAGCCGUACAGAUCGCAAGCCACCUGGUGUGGGACGUGGUAGGGGUAGAGGUAGGGAGGAUGCUGCUGGUGCUGGUGGACGCCAAACAAAAGGCCCUGGGCGUGGUUUUGAUGAUGGUGGUGCUAGAGGAGCCGGAGGCCGAGGCAGGACUAGCCAAGGUGGAAAGCCUGGAGGAAGCAGAGGUGCUGGGCGGGGUAGAGGAUGAUCUAAGCAAAUGAUAUGAAGUGUGAACUACUUCCAAUGGGCCAGUUUGCUACAUUGCUCUACUUUCAGAGGCGUUUGUGCGCUUGUCUUUAUGCGUACCAGCAGCAGACUUCACUGCGUGUUUCAUGUUUCCUUGGAUUUUAGCAGUAUUUUUCUUGUAUUUAUCUACGGUCUCAAAAAUGUUGGUGCUAUUAUAUAUUAUUUGAGGAAGGAUUCUGCCAUUGCAUCAAUUUCUAAUACCUUCCAAUGACAGAAGUUUUUUUUUUUUCCUUUCUUUCUUGCAGUAAGAAGAGCACCCAACCAUGGUGUAUUUGGGAUGCUCCUUUAACAA
Medicago truncatula (barrel medic) is the source of this 1085-nucleotide messenger RNA. RefSeq names its product sm-like protein LSM4. Bases 303 to 755 code for a protein of 150 amino acids. Gene Ontology annotation, biological process: nuclear-transcribed mRNA catabolic process; mRNA splicing, via spliceosome. Gene Ontology annotation, molecular function: RNA binding. Lineage: Eukaryota; Viridiplantae; Streptophyta; Magnoliopsida; Fabales; Fabaceae. The record is from RefSeq and is a predicted model, not a curated record. The transcript has 8 exons.